GACAUGCUGUAGAUCUGAGGGCCCGGUGAGUCGUGGUAGAUGUGGCACCUGGACUUUGACAGUCUCCAAGAGGAGAGGGGGCACUCUUAGGCCAGGUCCCUGGAGCAGCGCUGAAGGAAGGUGGGAAGCCAUCGGAGCAGGAAGAUAAAAUAACUACACAACUUACUCAAAACCCAAGACAAAUUCAGAGAGUCAGUGAUGGAACUUUGGGCUCCCCAGAGGCUGCCCCAGACACAAGGGAAGGUCACAGCACCCUCAAAGGAUCCAGACCGAGGGUUUUGGAGAGAUGGACAUCAUCGGCCUGUCCCUCACUCUCGGCACAAUGGAGAGAGGUUUCACCAAUGGCAAGACAACCGUGGGAGCCCCCAGCCACAGCAGGAGCCCAGGACAGACCAUCAACAGUCCCAUUAUGCCUCCAGGCCUGGGGACUGGCAUCAGCCUCUGUCUAGAAUUGACUAUUACGAAAGUGGUUAUCCCAGUCAGUUGUAUUCAAGGCCAGGGUAUGAGAAUUCAUAUCAGGGCUAUCACUCUCCCACAACGAGGGAGGAAUAUGCUUAUGGAAGUUACUACUAUCACGGACACCCGCAGUGGCUGCAGGAAGAAAGAGUGCCAAGGCAAAGGAGUCCUUAUAUCUGGCAUGAAGAUUACCGAGAGCAAAAGUACCUUGAUGAACAUCAUUAUGAAAACCAGCACAGUCCAUUUGGAACAAAUAGUGAGACCCACUUCCAAUCUAACAGUAGGAACCAUUAUAAAGACAGCCCUGCUUCCAACUCUGGACAGGAGUGGCCCGGGGAGCUGUUUCCAGGGAGCCUGCUUGCUGGGGCCCAGAAAACUAAGAAUCUGAUUGUUUUAUUGCAGGUUAUUCUGAAUGAUUCCGAAGAGCAAGAGGAGAUGAGAAGCUUCUCAGGACCCUUGAUUAGGGAAGAUAUACAUAAGGUGGAUAUUAUGACGUUUUGCCAGCAGAAAGCAGCUCAGAGCUGCAAAUCUGAGACACUGGGGAGCAGAGACUCGGCUCUACUGUGGCAGCUCUUGGUUCUCCUUUGUCGCCAGAAUGGGUCCAUGGUGGGGUCUGACAUUGCUGAGCUGCUAAUGCAAGACUGCAAGAAGCUGGAGAAGUACAAACGGCAGCCCCCUGUGGCCAACCUCAUCAGCCUGACCGAUGAGGACUGGCCAGUGCUGAGCUCUGGGACCCCGAACCUGCUCACCGGAGAGAUCCCCCCCAGUGUGGAGACACCUGCGCAGAUCGUGGAGAAAUUCACUAGACUGCUCUACUAUGGAAGGAAGAAGGAAGCCUUGGAGUGGGCCAUGAAGAACCACUUGUGGGGCCAUGCUUUGUUCUUGUCCAGCAAGAUGGACCCACGGACCUACAGCUGGGUCAUGAGUGGCUUCACCAGCACGCUGGCGCUCAAUGACCCACUGCAGACCCUAUUCCAGCUCAUGUCGGGGAGGAUUCCGCAGGCAGCCACGUGUUGUGGAGAAAAGCAGUGGGGAGACUGGAGGCCUCACUUGGCUGUGAUUCUGUCAAAUCAGGCUGGGGACCCGGAGCUGUAUCAGCGUGCGAUUGUUGCCAUGGGUGACACUCUGGCUGGGAAGGGGCUUGUGGAGGCAGCUCACUUCUGUUACCUCAUGGCCCAUGUGCCCUUUGGCCACUACACCGUGAAGACAGAUCAUCUGGUCUUGCUGGGCAGCAGCCACAGUCAAGAGUUUUUGAAAUUUGCAACAACUGAGGCAAUCCAGAGGACGGAAAUCUUCGAGUACUGCCAGAUGCUGGGCCGCCCCAAAUCCUUCAUCCCUUCUUUCCAGGUGUAUAAGCUCCUUUAUGCUUCCCGUCUGGCAGAUUACGGCCUCGUGUCCCAGGCCUUGCAUUACUGCGAAGCCAUUGGUGCAGCUGUCUUGAGCCAGGGAGAGAGCAGUCACCCUGUGCUGUUAGCGGAACUCAUCAAGCUAGCAGAGAAACUGAAGCUAUCAGAUCCUCUGGUUUUAGAAAGACGCAGUAGAGACAGGGACCUAGAGCCAGAUUGGCUAGUGCAACUUCGGAGGCAGCUGGAGCAAAAGAUAGCAGGAGACACUGGGGAUCCUCAUCUUACUCGCUCAGAUAUUUCGGGAGCCAGAGGAACAAAAACAGAAAACACUUUCUACCAGGACUUUUCUGGAUGUCAAGGCUACUCUGAAGCCCCUGGGUACCGCUCAGCUCUGUGGCUGACGCUUGAGCAGACCUGCCUGCCCCAGCCCAGCCCACAGCAGCCCUUCCCUCUCCAGCCGGGCUCCUACCCAGCAGGAGGGGGUGCAGGGCAGACAGGGGCACCGAUGCCUCUUUACUCAGUUCCUGAGAUCCACCUACCAGGAACUGGCAGCAGUGUGGCAGUGACAGAGGCCCCUGGAGGAACAGUCUGGGAGGAACCGCUGCAGACACACCUGGGCCCUGGAGAGAACACAGUGUCUCAAGAAACCUCCCAGCCUCCUGAUGGCCAAGAGGUCAUUUCCAAACCACAGACACUGCUGGCUGCCAGAGCACCAAGUAUUUCUGAGAGUUCCACCAAUUCAGCCAAGGAGGAUGAGGAGGAGUCCUCCGAUGAGGCUGAUAAAAACUCUCCCCAAAAUACUGCCCGGAGAGGCAAGCUCGGAGAUGGGAAGGAGCAUACAAAGAGCUCAGGGUUUGGCUGGUUCAGCUGGUUUCGAUCGAAGCCCACCGAGAACGCAUCUCCCUCUGGAGAGGAGGACUCCUCGGACAGCCCUGACUGUGAGCGGGAGACCCCCAGAGCAUCUUCUCCCCACCAGGCUGGCCUGGGCCUCUCACUGACACCUUCUCCUGAGUCCCCCCCUCUGCCAGCUCUUAGCGCCUUCUCCGUGGGCACAGGUGGGGGUGAAGGCCAAGGAUCCACAUCCAGUGGGGGAGCAGCUGCGGGCGCUGGGGUUGGAGGCUUGUCUGGACCUGAGAGUGUUUCCUUUGAGCUCUGCUCCAACCCUGGUGUUCUGCUUCCUCCACCUGCCUUAAAAGGGACUGUUCCUCUUUACAACCCAUCUCAGGUCCCUCAGCUGCCCAUGGCCACUAGCCUGAAUCGGCCAAAUCGCCUAGCUCAGCGUCGCUAUCCCACUCAGCCAUGCUGAGAAUAAACACGCGUCCCAGGUUCAUCGCCACAACUUUGCUUGCUCUCCUUUUCUCAAUCUCCCAGUCCCUCUCUACCACACUGGGACCCUCAAGAGGUUUGUGUCAGCCCGAUGUCUCCACCAGUCACUGAGAAGGCAAGAAGACAGGAUCUCUCAAGACACAGCACAAUUCAGUCUCUUAAGAUUAGCUUCAGAAUGCCGGAAAUUAUUUCAUCAGGUGGAAGGUCUGGGUCUAACAGCAGACUGCACAUGAACAGAGUGACAUAGUGGUGGCACUUAUGGUGGUGGCUUGAGAGCCUUGGGGAAAUUAGGGCCCUAACAGCUAGAAUCAAAGAUGGGACCACAGAGCCCUGUAGCAGGAAAUGGGAAGCGGGGGAGGGGCAGGAGCUCAGAACAAUGUUCUAGACCAACUUGGACUUCUUCCUGUCUUAGUAAUAGACCAAUACAUGGCUCUACUUAGCAAAGUUUUUAUACUGAAACUUGAUUAUUACUGCCCUUUAUAAUUUCCUCUUCAAUGAUACUUCAGCAGUUUCCCUCUUGGUCCUAGUUUUGUGCACAUUUUUUUUUUAAUGUGGUUCAGAUUAAUUAUAUUUCUCUCACUUUCUUAGCUGGUCCUAUUUUUUCACAUUCUGGCAUGUGGCUAUCAAGUUAGAUUGCUCUAGGCAUCAUAUUGUCAUGGUAACUACUGAACCUAAUGAUGCAGAUGGAUGGCACAUCAGUAUAAUAAAUGAUGGAAAGCGGUUCCUAAAAAUUCAUCCCUUUCAUAAGAGGGGAAGAAUGAGUGCCUUAUAUUGUUAAUACCUCCCUUUCUACCUCAGGCCUUUGCAAAUUGAUGUUCGGAGGGUCACUGGAGUGAGAGGGAGGAGGGGGGCGUCUUGGAAAUUUCCAUUUCUCUUUUCAAACCCAAAAUAGGAAUGACUCUUGCUGUUUGUCAGAUUUGCUGAAAAUUGCUCCUCACAAAGAACAUUUUUUUGUACAUGUAAUUGUAAAUACAGGUUUAGUACGUUAAUGUUCUAUAGUUCUGAUGUUGAUAAUAAUUAAACCCAGAUAAUUUUAUAGCAA
Molecule: messenger RNA, 4170 nt
Organism: Cercocebus atys (sooty mangabey)
Lineage: Eukaryota; Metazoa; Chordata; Mammalia; Primates; Cercopithecidae
Gene: SEC16B
Product: SEC16 homolog B (S. cerevisiae)
Exons: 24
Coding region: 199-3108 (969 amino acids)
Biological process (GO): COPII vesicle coat assembly; autophagy; Golgi organization
Cellular component (GO): ER to Golgi transport vesicle membrane; endoplasmic reticulum exit site
Source: RefSeq, a predicted model, not a curated record